GCAGUGGACGGGGUGUGACGUGGAGAGCAAUCAGGACUGCAGGAACAGAGUUGGAACAGAAACUCACUCCACAUUUUUACGGAGGGCUGUCAGGACCGAGCGCAACGGACCCAGUUUGAAUUAGCAGCCGUUACUCACCUGAAGCUCCCGAGAAUCUGAGGAGGAUCCCCCGGGGGAACAGCGCCGAGCGGACCGGGGGCACAUGGAAACGCCAUGUAGCUGGAAAUACGGCGGUGGACUUCAUCACAGUUUCGGUCGAGAAGAUUCGAAGUGAGCUGCGAGAUAAACAUGCUCACCCCGAUGCUGGCCUCCCUGCUGCUGCCUCUUCUCUUUCUCUGUCGGAUUUCUUUUUGCCAAUACUCAAGCGACCAGUGCAGCUGGAAGGGCAGUGGUCUGACUCAUGAAGGCCACGCCAGGGAUGUUGAGCAGGUGUACUUGCGUUGCUCCCAAGGCUCUCUGGAGUGGCUCUAUCCCACGGGGGCCAUCAUCGUCAACCUGCGACCCAACACGGUCUCUCCUGCUGCCGCCCGCCUCUCCGUCUGCAUCAAACCCUCCGCAGAAUCCAGCGGCACCAAUGUCUACCUGGACCGUAACGGAAAGCUGCGGUUACUGCUGCGUGAUCAGGACCAAGCUCAGGGCAAGGUGCAGUGCUUCAGUAUCCAGGAGGGGGCACUCUUCAUUGAGGCCGUCCCGCACAUGGACAUCAGCCGCCGGAUCACGGAGUUCCAGUAUGAGCUGGUCAGCGACAGGCUUGGACCAGAUUCACAAUCACUGGAAGUACCCUGUCAGCCCUGCAGCGACACUGAGAUGCUUCUAGCAGUCUGCACCAAUGACUUUGUGGCACGGGGCAGCAUUAAGAAUCUGGAGCAGGAAGAGGAGCACUUGUCUGUCACUGUGGAGAUCAGUCGCCUCUACAGUCAGAAGACCCAGGUCUUUAUAUCUGGGGGCGUGAGGGUACGGAGGUGGACUGGCCACAUCAAGAUGCCCCUUCAGUGCGGGGUGAGGUCUGGGGAGGGUGAGUUCCUCUUCACCGGGACUGUGAGGUUUGGGGAGGCCUGGAUGGGUUGCGCCUCACGCUACAAAGACUUCCUGCGGUUGUACGACCAGGCACGGCAACAAGGGACCAACCCCUGUCACGUGGACGUAGACUGAGUGAGUUACCUGCCCACGUUUGGAUAUAUGACAAGUCCUUAUUGUUGGAGAGAAGAGCUGAACCAAACGUUCAUGCUAAGGAGAAACAAAGACUGACAGACUGGCCCAGAGCCUCUGUCUUCUCCUGCUGUCUCGUGACUCUUUGCAGACAAAGACUGGAGCUCCUGAAUGUUGCCAAGCAGCAUGCUGGAUAGACCCGCCUCUCAAAAGUCGAACGUGAUGCAACGUGGAAUGUGUUCGGACUGCCUUUGGACUGCCUUUCUCGCAGCCGAGGAACUCACAGGUUUAAAAUGUAGCAAACCUCCAUUUGGUUUUUAUUUGUAUAAAAUGUGAAUGAACAUUGUAUAUUUUGAAGCUCUGCUUGCUUUGUAAAAACAAAAAGCUUGAUGUACAGUUUUGAAGUUAUUUCUUAUGACAGAAAUGUAUAAAGUGAAAGUCUCUUAUUUUUAUUUUGUUAAAAAAAAUUAUUGGCAAUUUUAAUGCCUGAAUUCAUGAGUUUUUAUUCAAUUGUUGAAAAAGAACACACAAAAAUGCAAAAACUUUUUUUUGCAAUUGAGAAUAAAAUAUUUUAUUCCCUGAA
Messenger RNA from Cottoperca gobio, 1732 nucleotides. It is a transcript of the gene metrnla, whose product is annotated as meteorin like, glial cell differentiation regulator a. Gene Ontology annotation, biological process: energy homeostasis; positive regulation of brown fat cell differentiation. Gene Ontology annotation, molecular function: hormone activity. The record is from RefSeq and is a predicted model, not a curated record. The coding region runs from base 289 to 1152 and encodes 287 amino acids. Lineage: Eukaryota; Metazoa; Chordata; Actinopteri; Perciformes; Bovichtidae. The transcript has 4 exons.